AUGGGUGACAAUUCCAGUGUUGAUGAAAAUUAUCUUCAAGAACCAGAUGUUGAGUUCAAUAAUGAUAUUGUACCAAUUAUUGAUAUAGAUGAUGAUAGUAACACCAACAACAAUAGUUUAUUAAGGAAACAUUCCAAUGUUUAUGCUAGAACCAAACAAACUGCACUUGAAAUAAACAGUUUUCAACCAUAUUCUACAACAUCUCCAGAAUAUAAAUCAAUGACCAAUAAAUUAAUUGAUUGGCUUGCAGCAGAUUUGCUGCCAUUUACAAUUGUAGACAGUCCUCAUUUCAAUAAAUUCAUAAAUUUAUUAAAUGGUCGUUAUAAACCACCAUCUC
This is a messenger RNA of Entrophospora candida, 337 nucleotides long. The record is from the annotation of a GenBank genome assembly. NCBI's taxonomy places the organism in Eukaryota, Fungi, Glomeromycota, Glomeromycetes, Entrophosporales, Entrophosporaceae.